Messenger RNA from Didymosphaeria variabile, 315 nucleotides. RefSeq lists its product as uncharacterized. The transcript has 2 exons. Lineage: Eukaryota; Fungi; Ascomycota; Dothideomycetes; Pleosporales; Didymosphaeriaceae. The record is from RefSeq and is a predicted model, not a curated record. The coding region runs from base 1 to 315 and encodes 104 amino acids.
AUGAAGAUCUUGUCUUUUGCGCCGGUUUCGUGCGCGUGGGGAGAGAGUGUUGGGGACAUGGAGGAGCCGUUCACGGUGUCGAUUGUGAAGACGUGGUCGCGGAAGAAGAGGGCGGCGCAGAAGGAGAAGAAGGCUAUGGAGGCGCCGGAUUUGAGGGUACGGACAUUGAAGGCGAGUGGUGGAGGUGGGGAGUGGGAGGAUGAGUUGGGACCUGGAGACACCUUGGGAGUUGCGGAGGGUCUCGAGUGGGGUAAUGGUGCCUUUGGUGGCCUAGCUAUCCGAGUGGGCGGUUUGGGUGGCAUUGUAAUAGUGUAG